Molecule: messenger RNA, 1664 nt
Organism: Eruca vesicaria subsp. sativa (arugula)
Lineage: Eukaryota; Viridiplantae; Streptophyta; Magnoliopsida; Brassicales; Brassicaceae
Source: the annotation of a GenBank genome assembly
CUUUCCUCUCCCAAGUCGGAACCCUAAUACAUCCUUCACUCCCCGAUUUGUCUUCUUUCGCAACAUGACAAGGGUUUAUGUCGGAAAUCUUGAUCCUCGUGUCACCGAAAGAGAACUCGAAGAUGAAUUCAGAAUCUUUGGCGUCCUUCGCAAUGUUUGGGUAGCUCGUAGGCCACCAGGCUACGCUUUCCUCGAGUUCGAUGAUGAAAGAGAUGCUUUGGAUGCAAUCAGGGCUUUGGAUGGGAAGAAUGGGUGGCGUGUGGAGCUUUCUCACAAAGAUAAGGGAGGUCGUGGAGGUGGCCGUCGUGGUGGUAUUGAGGACUCCAAGUGCUAUGAGUGCGGAGAGCCUGGUCAUUUUGCUAGGGAGUGUCGACGUGGUCGAGGAGGAGGCUAUGGAAGGCGUAGAAGCCCUAGCCCUCGCCGUCGUAGGAGUCCUGAUUAUGGCUAUGGACGCAGGAGCAUCAGCCCACGUGGAAGAAGAUCUCCUCCGAGGCGUCGUAGUGUGAGUCCACCUCCACCUCGCCGCUACAGCAGAUCCCCACCACCUUAUCGUAGCUCAAGACGUGAUUCCCCUCGCCGCAGAGACUCCCCCUAUGGCAGACGUUCACCAUAUGCCAAUGGGGUGUGAGACUGUUACUGAAGAAGAAGGUGGAACUAUGAUGAGCGUCGCUGUGCCCGUUAGGAUGUGUUUGCUAUGAUAUUAGUUCUUCUAGGGUUGGUUGUUGUUGAGCAUGGACUCUGUGGUGUAGUGGCAUCUUAGUAAGACUUUUAUGUGAUUUGGAAUUCUUCGUCAAGCUGUUCUCCAACGGCUCGGUGUCUUGUUCUUGUUAAACUGGACUACUGUCGACCGUGUUGGCUUGCUGUCUUCAGCGUGCUUGAACCCUAAGGUCGUUUUCAUGCUUUAUUUGACUAUAAUAUUACUUAUAUCAUCCAUAUAUAUAUGCUUCUGGUGUGUUUUAUUGAAUACUGUUUUCUUAUGUCUCAUUCUUGUGACAUAUCUAAAAGGUUCAAGUGUUUUCACUCUUUUUUUUUGCUUGUGAGGUAUGAUUUCUCGUUAGAUACUGGGAUCUCUUGGCAGCUGCGCUGCAUCUUAGUCUCCCACAACUUAGCUUUGUCAUCAUCAACCCAUCAAUCUGCAUCAUCAUCUCCACCAUCACCAGCUAGAUUUGCAUGUUGUUACUUUAGAUCACCUUGUUCUUUGCUCAUCACUCUUACCCGAUCUGCAACCAAGCUUCUGAUGAGAAAGACGAAGUUGUUUCGUCACCCCGUCCUUUCCUCUACCUAUACCUCAUUCUCGGCUCGCCAAUAGUUUUGCACAGCACUUAGGUUCUCUGCUCAUUGUUUGGUCACUCUAGUUUUCAGCAUCUUUGUUACAGAACUAGUGGUACCAUAAUCUUUGUUUGGAGGUUAAAGUUAAAACUACAUGUAACACUUUGUGGAUGUUUUCUUUUGUAUGAAAUGAGUCUUCCGUGAUCAUGAUUUGGUUUUCCACUGACGCAUUCCCUUUACAAUACAUACUCAUGACAUGAAGAUUCUUAUAUGAGAGUGAAUUGUAGCCGGACUUGUGGACCAAGUCAAUGUGAACGUCGAUGCGUCAAUGGAAAACGACCUUUUGCUGUAUAUCAACAACAUUAUUAAACACACGGCAAACUGGUAAAACCUGU